UUAGAAGACUGCUAAAGUACAUGUUUUUCCGAGACUACAAAUCAAAGAUUGUCAAAGGCAUCGACAAGGAUGAUCUUCUGGAAGACAAAUUGAGUGGCAGUAAUAAUGUGAACAAAAGAUAAAAAGCUCAAGACUUUCUCAACUCUAUUGACCAAACAGGAGAAUUCUUGGCAAUGUUUGAAGAUGAUGAAAUUGAUGAAGUUAAACAAGAAAGAAUGGAGAGAGCAGAAAGACAAACUCGAAUUAUGGAUUCAGCUCAAUACGCAGAAUUCUGUGAAAGCAGACAAUUAAGUUUCUCCAGAAAAGCCUCCAAAUUUCGAGACUGGUUGGACUGCAGCAGUAUGGAGAUAAAGCCCAAUGUUGUCGCUAUGGAAAUUUUAGCAUAUUUAGCGUACGAAACUGUGGCACAGUUAGUGGACCUGGCUCUUCUCAUGAGGCAGGACGUGGUAACCAAGGCAGGAGACCCCUUCAGCCAUGCCAUUUCUGCCACCUUCAUUCAGUAUCACAGCUCUGCUGAGGGAUCUUGCCUGAGGUCCUACCCAGACUCUCCUGAGAACACACCUCCUCCUACACCAAGCGCUCCAUCAUCUGGAUCACAGCUCUCAGGGAGAACCACAUGAGGAUCCCUAGGGAAUGGGAGUGCUAGACAAGACUCAGCUAAAACCAAACGAAGGAAAAGAAAAAAGAGCAUCGCGGCCUGUGGUGUUGAGGCUCACAUCAAUGCCAUCCAGCCCUGACACAUCAGAGAGGCCGUUCAACGCUACGGCCACAAGACUGGCCCCCUUUCCACAUUCACAAGUGCCUACCGCAGGAAUGGGAUGGCUUUUCUGGCCUGCUGAUGUGACUGUGACUGCGACAACAGGAAAGGCAAUGUUAUAGUAAGGUGAUUUCUGUUCCCCUCCUUGGGCAAA
Lagenorhynchus albirostris (white-beaked dolphin) is the source of this 911-nucleotide messenger RNA. RefSeq names its product transcription initiation protein SPT3 homolog. Gene Ontology annotation, molecular function: transcription coactivator activity. The record is from RefSeq and is a predicted model, not a curated record. The transcript has a single exon. NCBI's taxonomy places the organism in Eukaryota, Metazoa, Chordata, Mammalia, Artiodactyla, Delphinidae. Bases 174 to 620 code for a protein of 148 amino acids. Gene Ontology annotation, biological process: transcription by RNA polymerase II.